Messenger RNA from Uranotaenia lowii, 1164 nucleotides. Its product is annotated as deoxynucleotidyltransferase terminal-interacting protein 1. Gene Ontology annotation, molecular function: DNA binding; nucleosome binding. The record is from RefSeq and is a predicted model, not a curated record. Gene Ontology annotation, cellular component: nucleus. Bases 1 to 1164 code for a protein of 387 amino acids. Lineage: Eukaryota; Metazoa; Arthropoda; Insecta; Diptera; Culicidae. The transcript has a single exon.
AUGCUGGAAGCCCUCAAGCGACGCUACUCCGGGCGAUCCUACGCCAGCCAAUCGUCCAGCGAUGCCGCCCUCAAGUCCUUGGAAUUGCUGCGGGCCAACAUCCAGUAUCUGUUCGACAAGGAGAUGGACGUGGUGAUGAAAAAGUUUGGCUCGAUGUUCUUCCUGCCGGCUAUCAAAAACAUUAAAGAAAAUCUGGGAGAAGCGGCCGUUUCAGAGGAAAUGCUCAAGAACGUUUACUGUUCGUUGUUGGAAAACUCCAAGGCGCAGUACCUCGGUCAGAUUGCGUCCCCGGGGGAAAAUUCUUUGUCCAGAGCAAACACGCCGGGAAUGGAGCUAAGCGAUUCGGAUUCGAGUACGGACAAUACCGUUCCAGUUGUAGGAACCGGAACCAGCUUACUGCAACAAGCUUUGAAACGUAAACUGCCGGAACCCAACCUUCCGGAUGGCUUCAAGCGACAAUACUUUCUCCAAGGGUCCGUCUAUUCGCAGAAUCAAUUUUCGAUUCUUCAAUCCCUCGGAAAUGUCCAGGGAUCACUACCGUACCAAAUCCGACCAUCGAUUCUGAAUCCAACCAUCUACACUACUACAAUCAGCCCGGAAACUCUGUUCAUUCUCGACUUCAAAGCUGGCCGAGCGCUGGGAGUUGUCGAUUUCCGGGAACGCCUCGCCAACAAACAUCCAGAAAUCCUUCGCUACUGCCCAGAUAAUCAGGAUCGUGACUGGCUCCUUCAGCAAAAACAAAUCUCUCCGCUCAAUCGUAAUGGUCGAUUUUUCCUGCUAGUUCUGGAUGAAGUGAAAAAACUCGCCGACCGAAACGCAGAUUACUCUAAUAAUCCUUUCAUAAAGCUAUCGGACCUUCAGGGUUUCAAAUUGACCGAAUUCAUGUACGUCAAGGUCCAGAAACUUAUCAAAGACAGUGCGGAAGCUUCCCUGAAGGCACCGGUUGUUCCUUCUACAACUUCCAAUACGAUACAACAAACGAUAAGGCCUCGCGUAUCCUCCCUAAGCUCAUCGCAUGCGACUUUAACAGCUCUCCUCGCAUCACCUCAACAAACCCAGCAAACAGGUGGCGCCACAAUCGCAGAAAUCGUGACCACUUCCGGCAGCAGUUCCGGAAGUAUACAGCCGGACGUUACCUCGCAGCAAAAUGUGGCUGAAAAAUGA